AUGGCCGCUGCAAUGCCCGAGAUGGUGGACAGCGGUGUCAACAAGAAACGACCCGCUCCAGACGUCGAUCUGGACGACUCGCUGGAGAUCGAGUCGACGCAAGCAUGGGGCACGCCGUCCAGGAAGACGAAGAAGCCUCGAUUCCGCUCCAUGGCCGAUGACCAGUCCGACUACGACUACGCCUUGUCCACGGCAGCAUCCAUCGCCGACACCGACGUCAACACCACCACUGUGGCCGACACGGAGACACCACACACCGACGCCACCAGCACCCGCAGCAGGAGUAAGCCGCGGGAAAAGAAGUACAAAUGCACGUUCGCGGACUGUGACAAGGCAUUCGACCGUCCCAUCCGCCUGCAGUCGCACAUCAACUCACACACCGGUACUCGGCCUCACCUAUGUUCCGAAGAUGGCUGUGACAAGAGUUUCGUUAAGCCGGAGCACCUCAAUCGCCACAUGAAGGAAAAGCACAGUGACCAGAGCUUCGUUUGUGACUAUCAAGUCCACCGAGAUGACAUUGGCACCCUCGGACCGUGUGACAAAGUCUUUGAGUCGUCGACCAAGCUCAAACGCCACAGAGCCGUGCACGAGCAAAAAGAGGACACGACCUGCAGUUGGGAGGGCUGCGGAAAGGUGUUUCGGAAGCAGGAAACCUUACAGAGACACAUCAAAUCGGUUCACCUGGGGGAGGACUCCUUCAUGUGCAGCCGCGAGUCUGCAGAUGGCGAAGCUUGCGGACAGUGUUUUGCGACAGUUAGUCAGCUGAAGAGCCAUCACCUACGGGAGCACGACGUACCAAAGUAUGUCUGCGAGCUUUGCACCAACGCCAUGGUGUUGCCGGUCGAAGAUCUAUCACCCGGUGCUGAGGAGCUCGAUGCUGCCUUUCUGCCGACCGCUGAGGAUCUGCAGCAAGCCGGAGACGACUUCGACUCGAACAUCAUUGGCAGUCUAUCUCUUGCGGAAACAGCCCCAGCCAGCAUGAAUCACCCAGGAGCUGUCGUCGCUUUUCCUACCUACCACGAUCUCCAACGCCAUCUCAAGGCUGUGCAUCCGCCGACUUGUAACCAGUGUGGCAAGGUCCGCAGGAGCCAGAAAGACCUCACUGCCCACAUGGAAAUCGAGCAUGAUGGUCCGGCUAGGCCUGCUGUGGAGAAGAAGUUUUUGUGUCCGUACGAGGGCUGCAGUCGAGCCGAACCUGGCAAUGGCUUCUCGAAGAAGGGCAACAUGGAGGUUCACAUCAAAGGUUCACACACAAAAAUCAAGGAGUUCAUCUGCGGGCAGUUCGACCUCAAGGGCGCCAAAAAGGUGCAAGGGUGGAAUGGGUAUGGCUGUGGUCAAGCUCUUGGGACGAAGCAAGCCCUCAUUGGCCAUGUCCGUACGCAGCACAUGGGUCUCGCGGCUGAGGUUGGGAAGCGCACAGGCCUGAAGGAUAAAGACCGGAAGAGGAAGGUCAAAUUCCAGCAGCAAGAUGAUGAAGAGGAUAAGGACUCUGCAAUGGCGAUGGAUACAGAAGACUCGCCAGCCUCUCCUCCAAGCAGAGCCCUCGCUGCUCUCACCGGUUACGGAUACGACGAGAUACGUCCGUACGCUUGUCUUCUGGAGGGUGGCUGGCGUGGCUGCCAAGGGAGGUUCCCCAACGAACACCAAUUGUGUACCCACAUGGAGCUCACCCAUGGCUGGAACGUCGACGACAUCAACGAGGCUAUCGAGCGAGGUCACACUCGCCCUGGAGGAGACGACAAUGCUUUCGGACGUAGGCUUGAAGGUGAUCUUGGCGCGGCAAUGAGCAUGCCAACGUCUACGGAUGCUACGACCGAGGCAAUGAUCGACCCACAGCUCGGUGAGGGUAUGGUUGCAUAG
This is a messenger RNA of Fulvia fulva, 1860 nucleotides long. RefSeq names its product Transcription factor IIIA. The coding region runs from base 1 to 1860 and encodes 619 amino acids. NCBI's taxonomy places the organism in Eukaryota, Fungi, Ascomycota, Dothideomycetes, Mycosphaerellales, Mycosphaerellaceae. The record is from RefSeq and is a predicted model, not a curated record. The transcript has a single exon.